Molecule: messenger RNA, 1338 nt
Organism: Dibothriocephalus latus
Lineage: Eukaryota; Metazoa; Platyhelminthes; Cestoda; Diphyllobothriidea; Diphyllobothriidae
Source: the annotation of a GenBank genome assembly
AUGGAUAAGAAUCGAAGAUUCGUUUUUUCUCAGGCACAAAUAGUGCAGCCUAACGUUAGGACACUUAUGUCAGAUGUACAGGUUUCAAAGGAUAUCAAACUGUCUGACGAGGCUGCUUUCGGGCUCCUGGAGAGUUUACUUGCACGCUUUCCUUUACGUGUUGUCUACAAAGUUCUUAACACGCUUUGCCAGACUCAAGUUCUCACUUUUUCUUGUGACUCUGAGUAUGUCGUUGAAGCUAUCGUCAAGAAAUCGAGCAUUAUGGGCAAACAUUUUUAUCUCGUUAAGUGGGAGGGUUGGCCUCCGACCUUUAAUACAUGGGAACCUGAAGAAAAUCUUGCUGGCUGUGAACAACUUAUAAGCGAUUUCUUAUCCCAGAAAUCUCCAUGUCCCACUGUUAAAGAACCCAUGGGAAAACAAAAGCAACUUUCAGAAGUCCUUGAUCGGCUGAAGGAAGCCGUCCCCCUCUCUCGGAUUUCGCCUACUGAACUACUUUCCUUAUUUUUGGAGCAUUUUCCUGCUGAAGAAUCGAAGCUUAGGCGGUUCUACCAGCCAGUUAAUCAUUGCGUGAGUUACGUCGAAGGUGCUCACCCAAAAGCCCGCAAACGGAAAAGACCGACGGCAGAAAGUUUGACUGCUCUCAAAGAGUCUCUGGCUGCGUUCGAAGCAAUGCUGAACAAAGUGUAUUAUAAAGAGGCUCCUCUUCGUGUCGAAAACAAUGUUGACUUAGAAUGUCCCCCAAUAGACUUCCAACCCAUAUGCGAUUAUGUACCUGAUGAGGAUGUUCAUCUGCCCACCAAAGCGGUUGUUGGCUGUGAAUGUGCGCCGCUAGAAGCAGAUGAAAACUGCGACAAGUCUCUCCGCUCAGCCAGUCUGGAGCCCUGUUGGGUUAACCGUCACAAUUCAUGCUGUGCCGUUCGGUCCGGUGCUCGUAUUCCUUACUCCAUCAACAAACGCCUCUUAGUUCCUCCGGGCCAUGCUAUCUUCGAGUGUAAUUCCGCUUGUGCCUGUGGUCCUAGCUGUCCAUUUCGCGUUGUACAAUUGGGCCGUAAAGUGCCACUCUCGAUUUUCCGAACCAAAAACGGACGUGGAUGGGGUGUGAAGACACUUCAGCGCAUCCCAAAGGGGACCUUUGUCAUGGAGUACUUGGGCGAGUGUGAUCCCAACCUAACGGUCCGGUGUGCGUUCAUCGAGUGCCUGAACAUAAAGUUGCCGCGCUUGGCCCUCUUCGCUGCUCGAAACAUAUGCAAGGGCGAGGAACUCACCUUUGAUUACCAAAUGACAGGUCAGUGUUGGCGCUUAAAGGUAGAGCCCGUUCCCGAGCGUGCUCUCAGUUAG